Panicum virgatum (switchgrass) is the source of this 611-nucleotide messenger RNA. RefSeq names its product protein argonaute 4B-like. Lineage: Eukaryota; Viridiplantae; Streptophyta; Magnoliopsida; Poales; Poaceae. The record is from RefSeq and is a predicted model, not a curated record. The transcript is spliced from 3 exons. The coding region runs from base 140 to 520 and encodes 126 amino acids.
CUGGUUGGGUGAAGAAGGCCAACCAGCGGGGCCUUUCGCUUGCUUGCCUAUAUUGCGGUAGGAGAACACGAUCUCUGCCUCGCCUGAAGAAGAACGAGAGGGUUUUGUGGCACCGACCAUCUGCGUCGAGGCCGUACGAAUGGAAUCAACCACUAGCAAAGGUGACCCAGGCGAGUUGCAAGUUUCUGAGAGACUCCCAAUCUCCAGGCCAGAUGAUGGAUAUGGCACAAAAGGGAAGAAAAUACGGCUCCUUGCAAACCACUUCAAAGUUUCAGUUCACAGUCCUGAUGUUAUCUUCCACCACUACAAUGUGAAAUUGAUGUAUGAGGAUAAUAAACAAGUGGUUGAAAUGGGUGUGGGUAGAAAAAUGAUUGACAAGUUGCAGGAGAUCUAUGCCUCCGAGCUCACAAAUGUGAGCUUUGCUUAUGACGGUGACGAGAACCUAUUCACGAUUGGCGCCCUGCAGCAUGUCAAGAAUGUGUACACUGUAGUAGUUGAGGAUGUUUCAUCUGCAAAGUGACCAAUCCACCUCUGUUACAUGUUUCUAUUAUUGCUAUGAUAUUGGGCUAUUUGGUCUUAACUGUGCAAUUUUUCGCAAUUUCAGGGUUGCA